Salmo salar (Atlantic salmon) is the source of this 2704-nucleotide messenger RNA. Its product is annotated as synaptonemal complex central element protein 2. Gene Ontology annotation, biological process: synaptonemal complex assembly. Gene Ontology annotation, cellular component: central element. The record is from RefSeq and is a predicted model, not a curated record. Lineage: Eukaryota; Metazoa; Chordata; Actinopteri; Salmoniformes; Salmonidae.
GCACGUGUCCUCCAGAACCCGUUUUUCGCGCGCAAUUUUCGAGGUGGCCAGACAGUUCUGACGAAAACUUUUAUGACACAGUGCAACUGAAUAAUAUAUAUUUUUUGAAAAUGUCCCAGCUCUUCUUUGGAAAGCCAGCACCUACCUUUCAGUCUUGUCAUCAUCAUCCCUCAUCACCCACGGACCCUGAACAAGGACAUGGGCCAGACCAGGACAUCCCUGAUGAGACAUUUUCGUUUGUGACACUGGACGAAAGCCAUGGACAGCAAAGUGAGGACUCCGGCAUCGACAUUUCAAACAUCUCCAAUAGACGUGACGUACACAACAGUACUUCCAGCGAGCUCCCAGGUGAGGAGAGUACGACUGUUCUCAGUUCAACGAUAGAGGAGAUAGGGAAGAAGGCCCAGGAUCUGAUAGAGCGAAUCAACCAGAGCCGAGCCAUGGACCAGGAAAUCAUGACCACCUUCGAGAACAAGUUAAUGAAUAAGGUGAGUGAGGUGUGCCAGCAGGUGAAGGAGCAGAUGUUCAGCAGCUAUGAGGAGCAUGGCCGUGGGAUGGAGGCCAAUCUGCAGGAGCUGUCUGAGGUACUGGAGAGGAGUAGUCAGCUCAGUAUGGAGCUACAGGGAGCCAGUCAGACCUUAUCAGCCAUCAACAACAGCCUGCAGCAGACAGCUGAGAACUGACAUCUACUCAGCCAUUAAUUUAUUUUAACUGCCUUAACUGAUUUCUGGGAGGUCUGGAAUAAUUAAAGCAAUGCCUUGUUUGUUUGACUGUGGUAUAUGUCAAAUAGAACAUAAAACAGUGGUUGUAAACUGAGGUGUUGGAAGAAGCAUUUGUUUAUAAAAUGAUUUAUUACAUAACUAGUGUGGAUAUUUUUGUUCAUACCUAUGACCAAAUAGCAUUAUAGAGCAGAUUUACUGAGCCAGAAUAUACAUUUAACAUGCUGUCAUAAAGAGCAGAGAACUUCAUAAAAAGUUUUAUCAAAAGACGUAAAAAAAAAAUAAUUACUAUAGUAAGUGCAUAUUAAGUGCCAAAUAAAGUAACAGGUUUGAUGACUUUUUAAAGCAGCCAUAAAAUCCCUUGUGACGGGGGAAUGGAAGCUUGUGUGCAACAGAGUGGCAAUUGAAUGCAAGCUUCACCCAACAAAUUAAAUUGUUAAAACAUCUCUAGCUUAUCUAUCCAUGGGUAACUGGGUUGACGUGUUAUUCUCGACCCACUCAAUUUUCCAUCACAAAACACUAGAAAAAUGGCCAAAAAGAGUAGAACCCUAACCCUAUAAAACGAGUUCAGUUCACAUAAGUGUUGACCUUAAAAUGACGUACAGAUAUAAAUUAAUCACAUAAAAUAAAUAUUUGCGAUUGACCUUGUCAAAGCAACAAAAUAACAGCUUCACAACGAUGGUGAAAACUUGAGGUUAAGUGCAUUAAAAUCUUCCAGAAGUCAGAGUGCACAGAGGGGCAUGUCAACAUACAAAAUGUAGGCAAUUUAGCAAGUCUUUAUUCAUAAUAGAAAUCUGAUUUAUUGAAUACUCCAUGUGGUCUAUAUUAAAGGGCACUUCAUUUAAUGUAACAGGCUUUUAAAAUUCAAUAGUGGUGCACAAUUUCUAUAUCAAAAUACACUUCAUGGAAUCCCCCCCAUCUUUUUUGAUUCACUUUAUAAAACACUCCAUGUUACUUCAAAUAGGAACAUUCAAAACACUACCAUGAAAUGAUGGAUAAGUAAUCCAAAAAUCCCCCAACCACCCUGGAUUAAAUGGACCACCUGUUGAUGACAAUUACAUUUAUAAACAAGAGACUAAUUUAGCAUUAGAUAGUGAGCAUUACUACAACACUAUUAAUUUGCCAGCAAAAGGAAAUUGCACCAACCAUGAAAGGACUGCAAUAAGAGUUAUUUGUGAAAAGCUUGAAUUAACCUUUGACAUUGCAAUUCAAACCAUGCAUAACAUUUACACCUGGUUGAGUUCUGAGGAGGGCAAACUUAAUAAAGUGCAAACAGCAUUCAUUGUCCUGUACCCCCAAAUACAAAUCUCAGAUCUGCCUAAAUGGUAAGUCACAAAUACAACUAUUCAAUUACAAAAAAAAGCAAUGGCAUGAUUAUUUAACCUGCUUUGAUUUAUUUACUUAAUUUAACUUCAAUUGAUUUAACUUUUUUUUUUUUCAACUCUAACAGUAAAUGCAGUAUCAAUUAUUUGGCACUCAAUUACCAAUAACUGGUCAUUAGUACCAUCACAGUUCUAAAAACUCAGGACAUGCGUAUGGAUCGUGACCUCAUUUUAAAAUGUUUGUCCAACAACCAUUUUACUACAAAUGUUGUGAGGAAACGAGUGAUUCAUUCGGAACCAUUUUAACUUCCACCGUAUAGUAAACUAUUUCAAACACAUUGUAGACAGAAAUUGUCCAAACAAACCAGUAAGUACUAGGAUUUUAUGACAGAGUAGAAAAAUAGCUUUGUUUUUCAAGUUGAAAUAAUUACACUCAUGAAUUGUCCAGGAAAUCGACGAUAGACUUGCCUUUAAAACCCAACCUGGUCUUUCUCAUAAAAUAAAGAUUUAGGACUGGUUUCCCGGACAAAGACUAAGCCUAGUCCUGGUCUAAAAAGCUAUUUCAAUCGAGAUUCUCCAUUGACCAUGCUUUUUAGUCCAGGACUAAGCUUAAUCUGUGUCCAGAAAACCAGCCCAUAUUCUACAAACUCAAGAGAGAGGAAA